Molecule: messenger RNA, 216 nt
Organism: Hepatospora eriocheir
Lineage: Eukaryota; Fungi; Microsporidia; Hepatosporidae
Source: the annotation of a GenBank genome assembly
AUGGUAAUUACGGGACAAACACACUCAUCAAUUAAGUUAUUAGAGGAUUUAAAAAAGACUAUUUUAAGGACUAUAAAAAAUCAAAUUUCACUAAGUGAUUUGUUAGAAAAUUUAAAAGUUGAUGAAAACAAAUUGAAUGAAGCUUUAAUAGAACUAGAAAAUGAAGAAUUAAUUUAUUUUAAUAAGAAAAUUAAUUUAAUAGAAAGAAUAAAAUAA